Erythranthe guttata (spotted monkey flower) is the source of this 3181-nucleotide messenger RNA. Its product is annotated as putative LRR receptor-like serine/threonine-protein kinase At2g16250. The record is from RefSeq and is a predicted model, not a curated record. Gene Ontology annotation, biological process: protein phosphorylation. Lineage: Eukaryota; Viridiplantae; Streptophyta; Magnoliopsida; Lamiales; Phrymaceae. Gene Ontology annotation, molecular function: receptor serine/threonine kinase binding; protein kinase activity; ATP binding.
UCUUCUCUGCCAUGAAAACAACAUUUGUUAUGCACAGUUGUGGCCGUUGAAGAACACCCCUUUUCCGCCAUUAAUACACAUCCCCUCAACCCAUCUGCUUUUAUUACACUACAAAUUAGUAUCUCUCUCUCUCUCUCUCUCACACACACACACACCGAAGCUUCGUUCGAGUUUGCGAAUUUGUUUCGCAUUGAAAUGAAACACCAAACCUCGUGAUCGUCAAGUGUAAUGCAGAAAUAAAAAAGUGUUCUUUUUUUGUGUUCAAUCGAAAACCAUGGAAGCCCACCUCAAGCUUUUCAUUCUGCUCACAUUCUUGUUCCUCAACUCGUCGGCGGCAGCGGCGGCGGCGGCGGCUCAGCCUGUGCCGCGGCUGAGCUCUCAGACAGAGUGGCGGGCCCUAUUUGACCUCCGAUCGUCUCUCGGAAUCAGAGCUAAAGAUUGGCACAAAAAAGCAAACCCUUGUUCGAAUUGGACCGGAAUACAGUGCAAAACCGGCCGUGUGACAGGGAUAAACUUGUCCGGGUUAAGGCGAACUCAUUUAGGAAACCUCAAUCCUCGAUUUGCCGUCGAUUCCUUGUCGAAUUUUCCGUUUCUGUCGGUUUUCAAUUCGACGGGGUUUUCGCUACCGGGCUCAAUUCCGAGCUGGUUAUUCGAAAGGCUUACGAAUCUUGAAGUUCUUGACCUCAGUUCUUGCUCGAUUUACGGUUCGCUUCCAUCGUCGAUUGGACGUUUGAGUCGGCUCGGUUCCUUAAAUUUGUCGAACAAUUCGAUUGCCGGGAAUAUUCCAACUGCAUUGGAGAAUCUUUCUUCGUUGUCGGUUCUUGAUCUUUCGCAGAAUCUAUUCACAGGACAAAUUCCAAAAGAAGUUGCUGCUCUUUCGAAUCUUACUAAACUCGACUUUUCGUCGAAUUAUUUAUCCGGUGGGAUUCCUCUCGAGUUCGGCUCACUCUCGAAUCUCGAAUUCUUGAAUUUGAGUAACAAUAGUUUGAGUGAGUUUAUUCCACCUCAGCUCGGAAAUCUUUCCAAGCUGAUCGAACUCGAUCUCGGAUUCAACUCCUUGUUCGGUUCGUUACCCGACGAAUUAGGCGGGUUGAAAAAUUUGGAGAAAUUAAUGAUUGGUAAUAAUAGGAUGGAGGGUUCUUUAUUAGAUAGCUUGUUUCGAAAACUUCCUUUAUUAGAUUAUUUAGUUCUCAGCAGUAAUAAUUUCGUCGGCGUACUUCCGAUUUCUCUAUGGUCAAUGUCCCGUCUCGAAUACCUAGACGUCUCCAGUAAUAAUCUCACCGGCGAUUUUCGGAACCCGAUCGGUUCUUUCAACGUCACUAAUGCAGUCUUCAAUUUCUCCAACAACCUGUUUUACGGAAAUUUAAACGUCGGUUUUGAAAAGCUCGGUUUAAUUGAUGUAUCUAGCAAUUAUUUCGAAGGAUCAGCUCCUAAUAAAACUGGAACCACCGUUAUAUUUUCGGACAACUGCUUUACGAGUGUGCCGGGUCAGCGAAAUCCCGAUGCGUGUCUGAAGUUUUACUCCGACAGAGGUAUAUUUUUCGGUAACGAUAGUAGUGUGCCGUUUGAGCCUCCAUUGGUACGAUUUCCGAAGACGAGAAAACGAGUAUUGACGUACGUUAUGAUCGGAGUAUUCGGUGGGCUCGGUUUUAUCGUAAUUCUAGUAGCGCUAAUAUUGUUGCUUUCGAAAGCAUGCAGUAUUAGAAGUGAAGUUCAUCGAAGAAGUAAUCCGAGGGCGGACCAUGUUCUAGAAGCUCCCGUCGACUUGUCCGGAUUAGGACAACCGUUUACGUACGAGCAAUUGCUCGUAGCUACGCGCGAUUUCAGCAGCGAAAACCUAAUCAAGAACGGCCAUUCGGGCGAUCUAUUCCGUGGGAAAUUGGAGGGGGGCGAUUACGUAAUUAUCAAGAAAGUCGAUCUGCGUGGUGUUACGACGAAGGAAUCGUUUGCGUCGGAGUUGGAUUUUUUUAGCAAGGGGACGAUGGCGCACGCGAGGGUGGUCCCGCUCGUGGGCCAUUGCCUGGAGGAUGAAAACGAAAAGUACUUGGUCUAUAAGUACAUGCUUAACGGAGAUUUGUCGAGCGCUUUUUAUAGACGAACUAACGAAGAUGAAAACGAAGAAGACGAAUUGCAGUCGUUGGAUUGGAUUACGAGAUUGAAGAUUGCAAUCGGAGCUGCCGAGGCUUUAUCGUACUUGCACCAUGAAUGCAUUCCUUCGAUUGUCCAUAGAGAUAUUCAAGCUAGCAGUAUACUUUUGGACGACAAAUACGAGGUGCGGCUCGGAAGUUUAAGUGAAGCUUGUGAUGUAGGAGCCAACAUUAAUCAUAAUAUGUUUGCGAGGUUGCUUCGUACACCGCAGACUUCCCGAAAACGACAUUCUGGAUCGUCAUCUAUUACAUGCGCGUACGAUGUAUACUGCUUCGGAAAAGUCCUACUCGAGCUAGUAACCGGUAGGCUCGGUAUAAGCGCAUUAAACGAAGCCGACGCAAAGCAAUGGAUGGACGCCAAUUUACCCUCGAUCAAUAUCUACGACAAAGAACUCGUGAUCAAGAUUAUCGACCAGUCGCUCAUAAUAGACGAGGACCUUCUAGAAGAAGUGUGGGCCGUAGCAAUCGUGGCCAAAUCAUGCCUCAAUCCGAAAGCUUCUAGAAGACCUUCGAUAAGACACGUUCUUAAAGCAUUGGAGAACCCUUUUAAGGUUGUAAGGGAGGAGAAUUUCAGCUCCGGGAGGCUGAGGAGGGCUUCUUCUAGGCAAUCUUGGACGGCUGCGAUUUUUGGCAGCUGGCAUCAUAGUUCAUCGGACGGUUCUGCUGAAUCGGGUCAGACGAGUAGAGAAAUUAUCGGCGGUUUGAGACAGACGGAGAGAGUGGGGUCGCGGGGCAGUGGGGCCCACGAGAAUUCGUCUUCGCAUAAAAGAUCUUCGAGUGAUGUCUUUCCGGAGCCGGUGGAGAUGCAAGAUGAUGGUACCGGUUGAGUGUGUGAUGUAUGUUUGUAUUUAUAGCUUGUGGGUGUUUUAAUACCGUUUUAUCGAGUAAAAAUCCCGUUUAUCGAUUUGUUUAUGCACUUCAUUUGUACAGGAAAAGAAUGGAUGGUAUGGACUCCAAUCAACUUUUAGAGAGAGGGUUUUUGGGUGCUUAUUUUCAUUUUGUUUUGGGAAAAAAAAUGAAAAUGAUUUUUUUUU